Melanotaenia boesemani (Boeseman's rainbowfish) is the source of this 3908-nucleotide messenger RNA. RefSeq names its product OTU deubiquitinase 7A (gene otud7a). Gene Ontology annotation, biological process: protein K48-linked deubiquitination; protein K63-linked deubiquitination; protein K11-linked deubiquitination. The record is from RefSeq and is a predicted model, not a curated record. The transcript is spliced from 13 exons. The coding region runs from base 328 to 3198 and encodes 956 amino acids. Gene Ontology annotation, cellular component: nucleus; cytoplasm. Gene Ontology annotation, molecular function: DNA binding; cysteine-type deubiquitinase activity; K63-linked polyubiquitin modification-dependent protein binding. Lineage: Eukaryota; Metazoa; Chordata; Actinopteri; Atheriniformes; Melanotaeniidae.
CGGAGAAACAUGACAUGGGGAUGAGCAAGAGGGAGGGAGGGAGUGAGACAGCCUGGUAGGAAUAAACGGUUCGUCAGAGGUCUGGACUGAAAACGUUAUGAUGGGGACCAAUGACUGAAAACGCAACGGGCUCUCCGCAUUCCCAGAGUCUUCCUUUCCUUUGCUGCCACUGAAGCCAUGGACUAGAGCUGCACCUGGUCCUGACGGUCCUGUGGUCAUCAGAUGGCUUCUCAACACCUGUCAGCGAAAAUACAGAACAUGAGAACGUGAAGGCUGGCGUCCACCAAGGCCACCGCUGCACCUUGGGCAGCACACACACAUGCUCACAUGACUCUGGACAUGGACGCGGUCCUGUCAGACUUUGUUCGGUCCACGGGGGCAGAACCAGGUCUGGCAAGAGACCUGCUGGAAGGUAAAAACUGGGACCUCAGUGCUGCUCUAAAUGACUAUGAGGAGCUAAGGCAGGUCCAUACUGCCAACCUGCCGCAGGUCUUCAACGAGGGCCGCUACUACAAGCAGCCAGAGACGCGUGACACGCCCACCCAUGUCAGCAAGAUUGACAAGCCAUGUGCCCAGAAGCAGGAGGACAAUGCGCAAGAGAAGCGUCUGUCCCGCGGGAUCUCCCAUGCCAGCUCUGCUAUCGUCUCCCUGGCGCGGCUGCAGGUGGCCAAUGAGUGUACUAGCGAGCAGUUCCCUCUUGAGAUGCCCAUUUACACAUUCCAGCUACCAGACCUCAGCGUCUACAGCGAGGACUUUAGGACCUUCAUAGAGAGAGAUCUGAUAGAGCAGUCCACCAUGAUGGCUCUGGAGCAGGCUGGUCGUCUGAACUGGUGGUCCACCAUGUGCACUAGCUGUAAGAAGCUGCUUCCUCUGGCCACCACAGGGGAUGGGAACUGCCUUCUGCAUGCCGCUUCUUUGGGGAUGUGGGGUUUCCAUGACAGAGACUUGAUGUUGAGGAAAUCUCUGUACACCAUGAUGAAGAGUGGAGCGGAAAGAGAUGCUCUGAAGAGAAGGUGGAGGUGGCAGCAAACCCAGCAGAACAAGGAGUCUGGGUUGGUGUACACUGAGGAGGAGUGGGAAAGAGAGUGGAACGAGCUGUUAAAGUUGGCCUCCAGUGAACCUCGCACUCAUCUCAGCAAAAAUGGGAACACAAGUGGAGGGGUGGAUAACUCUGAGGAUCCAGUCUACGAGAGUUUGGAGGAGUUCCAUGUGUUUGUGCUGGCCCAUGUAUUGCGCAGGCCGAUUGUAGUGGUAGCUGACACGAUGCUCAGAGACUCAGGAGGAGAAGCUUUUGCUCCCAUCCCAUUUGGAGGGCUAUACCUGCCGCUGGAGGUGCCUCCCAGCCGCUGUCACUGCUCCCCCCUGGUCCUGGCCUAUGAUCAGGCUCACUUCUCCGCACUGGUGUCCAUGGAGCAGAGAGACCAGCAGAGAGAGCAAGCUGUUAUCCCUCUGACUGACUCGGAGCACAAGCUGCUGGCGCUCCAUUUUGCUGUAGACCCUGGCAGGGACUGGGAUUGGGGGAGGGACGACAAUGAUAAUACCAAGCUAGCCAAUCUUAUCUUGUCUCUGGAGGCCAAACUCAACCUGCUGCACAACUACAUGAAUGUAACAUGGAUCCGAAUCCCAUCUGAAACAAGGGCUCCCUUGGCUCAGCCAGAGUCUCCCACAGCCUCUGCAGGUGAGGAUGUCCAGUCUCUCGCUGAAUCAAUGGACUCUGACCGUGAGUCUGUCGGCAGCAAUUCUAACGUCAACACUGGCAAGCCAAGCAAGGAGAAGGACAAAGAAAAGCAGCGAAAAGACAAGGACAAGAGCCGGGCUGAUUCUGUAGCCAACAAACUAGGAAGCUUCAGCAAAACACUGGGUAUCAAGCUAAAGAAGAAUAUGGGAGGUCUAGGUGGCCUUGUGCAUGGCAAAAUGAACAAAUCGAACUCUGGCUCAGGUCGUAAUGGGGAGAACGGAGGGGAAAAGGCAAAAAAGAAGGAAUCCAAGGCAACCAAGGGAAGCAAGGAGGAGUCGGGCCAAUCUACAAGCUCCACUUCCUCUGAGAAGGCCACCAGUCCUUCCCCUACAGACAGAGAUAGACCGUCCAGCUCAUCCCCAACUGAGAGACAGGAUAGUUCAGGGAGAAGCUCGGGGGACAAGACCUUGGAAAACUGGAAAUACAGCACAGAUGUCAAGCUCAGUCUCAACAUCCUGCGGGCUGCCAUGCAGGGAGAACGCAAGUUCAUUUUUGCAGGGCUUCUGCUCACCAGCCAUCGACACCAGUUCCAUGAAGAGAUGAUCAGCUACUAUCUGACAAACGCCCAAGAGCGGUUCAGUCAGGAGCAGGAGCAGAAGAGGAAGGAGGCCGAAAAGAAGCCCCCUGCCGCUAAUGAGGUGGCUGUAAAGAACCCUGAGAAUGAGAGUGUCUUCCAGAGGGAAACAUCAGACAGCUCACCUCCAGAGAGCUGCUCUCCCAUCCUGCCCCAUCACACCUACAACAACUCACAGUCUCUGCUUGGUCUCAAGAUGCAGGGCAGAAACAGUCCUACUCCUGCAGCCCCUCUUGUUUCUGUCCCAGUCCCUCCUCUCACCCCGCCAAUAGCUCCGCACCAUGUCUCUCACCCGGCCCCAACCCCAGCACCUUACUCCUCCCCUAGUAUUGGUGCUAAGAGAACUGGGCCUGUUCCUGUGUCUGCCCACUACAGCCAUACACCCCCCAUCCAAAGGCACAGCGUGAUUCACUUACAAGAUGUCAACAUGCAAUCCUCCAUCUUCCAAGAUGAACCCUAUAAACCUGUGGUAGGCACUCUAAAGACGUGCGCCACCUAUCCCCAGCAGAACCGCACACUCUCAUCCCAGAGUUACAGUCCUGCACGCCUGUCAGGGGUCCGCACUGUUAACACCAUGGAAACCCUGGCCUACAACAUGCCUGGCGAACACAAGUCCCACACUUACACAAAUGGAUUCAAUGCGGGAGACAUUCAGGACUGCCUUGAGUUUGCUGAUGAGGACAACUCGUCUCACACCUGGCUCAACCAAGACAAAACCAAAGGGCGGAGCUCUGGAAGCCCUUUGUACUGCUUUCAGCAGCGUCGCUGCAAGAGGGAGAACUGCUCCUUCUACGGGAGGCCAGAGACAGAAAACUACUGUUCAUACUGCUACAGAGAGGAGCUUAAACGCAGGGAGAGGGAGAGCAAAAUGCAGAGGCCUGUAUAGCCAUCACUGCUACUUCAGCCACAACACGGCCACAAGAGACUUGAGGGAAUAACACCAUCUGCGCUCUGCAUUUUGAAUUACACAAAAGCAAACAUUUCCCAGUUGUUUUUGUUUCUUUUUCUUUUUCUUUUUUAAAGAAUGCUCACGUGUUCCCAUCACCCUUCCCUUGUUAGUAAAGAUUACUUUAUGAUGGGGGAAGUAGAACUUGAAACAGGGAGCAGCUUUGGCCAGAUGUUUUCUUUUACUUAUGUCUCAUUAAAUUUAGUCUUUUACUUGUUUUAGAGUAAAAGUCAUCUCUGUGAUGUAAUUUGUCUGUAUGUGAAGGAAAGUUCUUUAUUUUUUGAAGUACAAAAGAUUUGCAUCUCAUCAGGAAGGAACAUUUUAGCUCUUUUAAUCAGUUUGGAUGCAAUACCUCUGCCUGGUUCUUCAAAAUCUCUGUGGAAAAUUUGUAGUUGUUUUGCAAUCACAAGAAAUUUAACGGGGGAAUAAUAUUAGACUUUAAAGCAAUAAAUUGGUGAUUUUUGCUACACUCUCUCCCAGUUUUGUCUAUGCACCAAUACUGUAGUUACUGUAGGUUAACUAUGUCUUGUAAAUUGUAAAAGAAUGUCACAGUGUGCUUUUGUAAACAAAUUGAACUACAGGAAUUCAAAUGUAAGCAUUAUAGAUUGUAAUGUCUGAUUAGGAUGAAGGGUAAAACUGUCAUUUAUUAA